AUGCAGCGUUUUUCUGGAUAUUUCAAGGAAGAAAAUGUUGUCACAAAUCAGGGGGACUCCGAUGACUCAUGGGAAUAUGCCCCCGAUUAUCCAAGGUCCCUUCCACCACCGCUGCCUCUUCCAACCUCCUCUACAAGCGAGAGGGACUCCGAUGAUCCCUCUGUGGAAAUAAAUGAUAUGAAGAACAAACUGGAACACAACUCUUCUUUGGUCCAUUAUUGGACUCAAAAGUGUGUCGGAGCUAAGCAGAAGUUGGCUUAUUUGACUCAGCAAGUUAACAAAGCCUGUUACAGAAAAGAGAAGCAAAGAAUUCGUGCCCAAAGAAGAAAGCACACAGCAGAGGAUUUGCAAGGAUGCUAG
Messenger RNA from Prunus armeniaca (apricot), 360 nucleotides. The record is from the annotation of a GenBank genome assembly. Lineage: Eukaryota; Viridiplantae; Streptophyta; Magnoliopsida; Rosales; Rosaceae.